This is a messenger RNA of Oryzias latipes (Japanese medaka), 1882 nucleotides long. Lineage: Eukaryota; Metazoa; Chordata; Actinopteri; Beloniformes; Adrianichthyidae. The record is from RefSeq and is a predicted model, not a curated record.
UUACAACGUCAUUACUAUCUUCUUACGUGUCAACAUGGCGGCAUCCAUGGCAUCCCAGGCUGCAGCAAGAGGACUUAGGACAGCUGCGUCAAAGAACAUUCUUCUAGACAAAUUAAAGUGCACCUGGCUGAAUCCCAGGAGAUGGCUGAAUCUACAGGAGUACCAGAGCAAGAAGCUGAUGCAAGAACAUGGUGUGGCAGUACAACGCUUCUACGUUGCCGACACAGCUUCAGAUGCUUUGGAUGCUGCAAAGAAACUUAAUGCCAAGGAAAUCGUGCUGAAAGCUCAGAUUCUGGCUGGGGGCAGAGGCAAGGGUGUGUUUGACAGUGGCCUUAAAGGUGGAGUGCACUUAACUAAGGACCCUGCAGUGGUUGGUGAUCUGGCUAGUAAGAUGCUUGGUUUUAAUCUGAUCACCAAGCAGACACCUAAAGAUGGAGUCAAAGUGAAGACGGUGAUGGUUGCAGAGGCCUUGGACAUUAGCAGAGAGACUUAUUUUGCCAUCCUCAUGGACCGUGCCUGUAAUGGUCCUGUCAUGGUGGGAAGCCCACAGGGAGGCAUGGAUAUCGAAGAGGUGGCCGCCAGUACCCCAGAACUCAUUUUUAAGGAAGCUAUAGACAUAUUUGAAGGCGUGCGGGAUGACCAGGCACUUCGCAUGGCAGCUAAUCUAGGUUUCAAAGAAUCCCUUCAGAGACAGGCGGCAGAUCAGAUUAAGAAGCUCUAUGAUCUGUUCCUGAAAGUCGACGCCACUCAAGUCGAAGUCAAUCCUCUUGGAGAAACUCCCCAAGGACAAGGUUGAGGCCAUUCUGGUGAACAUCUUUGGCGGUAUCGUCAACUGUGCCAUUAUUGCCAACGGCAUCACCAAGGCCUGCAGAGAGUUGGAGCUGAAGGUACCUCUGGUGGUCAGGCUUGAAGGGACCAAUGUCCAUGAAGCAAAGAGCAUUCUAAGUGAGAGCGGACUGCCCAUCAUGGCCGCAGACAACCUGGACGACGCCGCCAGGAAAGCCGUGGCUGCCAUCAAGAAGUAAAAGACUCAGUGAAGCUGAAUACACCCAGUCCUCCAAUGUAAUUUUACAGGAUCAGGAUCAUCUCCAUGAGCUUCUCCUGACACACUUGUGAAGCCUUUUUUCUAAGAUCGUCUUCCAAAUCCAAUGCAAAAUCCCCCAAAUUAAACCGGUUAUUUGUCUAAUUUCCAGUAAAGUAACUUAUACAAUAAACAUUGUGAUCAAACCUUUUGAAAAGAAAUCUUAAAUAUCGUGAGUUUUCACUUGACAUUAGCAAAAACAUCAGGACUGACGUGUAAAAUUCGGCCUCAUUUCUUCUCUUUGCAGUGCAAACCAGUGCCUAUUAAUUGCUCAAAUAAUUUUAUUUACUUUGAUUCUAGUCUGUUUUUGGAUGGAAGUGGGAAUUCUCAAACACUUUUUGGGCCGUUAAAUCAUUUUGGGAGAGUGUAUUUUCUCCUCUAAACUACUUUCUGCAUUCCAUUGUUUAAGAAAGUUUUAAACAUUUUGCAUGCAUGUUGCAGCAUUUGUAACGGAAGGUUGAAGGAAAAAAAAUUCUUGAGUUCAGCCAAAUAACCACCGAACUCACUAAAACUGUUUUAAUUGAUUGAUCUUGAUCUUGUAGAUCACAUAUUGAUCUUGAUUAUAAUGUGCCAUUCAGACACAGACCAUCUCUGCUGUAGUCUGAGUCUUUUAAAUGAAGACUGGAGCGCUCUGUAAUCCAUCAUGACAGUUCCAUGUGUUCUAAUCGUUUCUUACUAAAACGUUGUGAAAAGGAAUGAAAAGAAAAUGUUCUUAUCUUUUUAAUUACCAAGAAUGUAUAUCAAUAUGUAAACCUCACUGUAUAUAAUCAGAUGGAUUAAAAAAUGCUAUUUUGAAAGUGA